Chanos chanos (milkfish) is the source of this 1611-nucleotide messenger RNA. It is a transcript of the gene pdia7, whose product is annotated as protein disulfide isomerase family A, member 7. Gene Ontology annotation, molecular function: protein disulfide isomerase activity. Lineage: Eukaryota; Metazoa; Chordata; Actinopteri; Gonorynchiformes; Chanidae. The record is from RefSeq and is a predicted model, not a curated record. Gene Ontology annotation, biological process: response to endoplasmic reticulum stress; protein folding. The coding region runs from base 64 to 1542 and encodes 492 amino acids. The transcript has 13 exons. Gene Ontology annotation, cellular component: endoplasmic reticulum; cell surface.
UACAGCAAUAACUGACAAACUUUUCCGCACAAGCAGACGGGGGUAAAGCGGCUGCACAGUAUAAUGAAUAUAUAUUUGCUUUGCGUUUCCAUUUUUGUCAUCGUUUCAAAAAACGUCCUAUCAGCCCUGGGCAGCGAUGUGCUCGAGCUUGGAGACUCGGACUUUGAUUAUAUAGUAGCCGAGCACGAGACUAUGUUGGUGGAGUUCUUCGCUCCAUGGUGCGGUCAUUGUCAGAAAUUAGCCCCUGAAUAUGAAACUGCUGCUACCAAACUGAAAGGGACAGUGCCUUUGGCAAAGGUCGAUUGCACAGUGAAUUCUGAGACUUGUGGACGUUUCGGGGUCAAUGGGUAUCCCACGCUCAAGAUCUUCCGUAACGGCGAGGAGUCCUCAGCCUAUGAUGGGCCUCGGACAGCAGAUGGGAUUGUGAGCUACAUGCAGAAGCAGGCAGGACCAAGCUCGCUGCCUCUGCUCAGUGAAGCCGAUUUGGAUUCUUUCAUCAACAAUUUUGAUGCCAGUGUAGUCGGGUUUUUCUCAGGGCCUCAGAGUCCUCAGCUUGCGGAGUUUCAGAAGGCGUCAAGUGCCCUGAGGGACAGUUAUCGCUUUGCUCAUGCCACAGACCUGGGACUAGGACUCAAACAUGGAGUGGAUUCUGAAUGCGUCCUGCUGGUUAGACCCCCUCGGCUCAAUAGCAAGUUUGAGGACAGCGUGGUGAAGUUCACUGAGCCCAUCUCAACCUCUUCUCUCCGCAUAUUCAUCAGGGAUAACAUAUUUGGAUUGUGUCCACAUGUUACCACUGAGAACAGAGAUAAUCUGAGGGGUAGAGACUUGCUCACUGCCUUUUACGAUGUUGAUUACUUGCGGAACCCCAAGGGCACAAAUUAUUGGAGGAACAGAGUGAUGAAGGUGGCCACUCAGUUCCAGGCUCAGGGCCUGAGCUAUGCUGUGGCUGACCGGCAGGAGUUUCAGGAGGACCUGGAGGACGAGUUUGGCCUGGGACUCUCAGAUGGAGGAGAACUUCCCACCAUUACCAUCAGGACCAGAGCGGGCCAUAAGUACAUCAUGCAGGAGGAAUUCACUCGAGAUGGCAAAUCCCUUGAAAGAUUCUUGGAAGAUUAUUUUGCUGGUCGGUUGAAGAGAUACGUCAAGUCUGAGCCUGCUCCUGAAUCAAAUGAUGGGCCUGUCAAGGUUGUGGUGGCAGAUACGUUUGAGGAGAUUGUGAAUAACCCAGACAAGGAUGUGCUGGUAGAAUUUUACGCUCCUUGGUGUGGCCACUGCAAAAAUCUGGAACCCAAAUACGCAGAGCUGGGCGAGAAGCUUUCUGGUGAUCCCCACAUUGUCAUUGCCAAGAUGGAUGCCACUGCUAAUGAUGUCCCACCCAAUUAUGAUGUUCAGGGCUUCCCCACAAUUUACUUUGUACCAUCUGGGCAGAAAGAUCAGCCGAGGAGAUAUGAUGGUGGCCGUGAGGUGAGCGACUUCAUCAACUACCUGAAGAGGGAGGCUACUCAUCCGCUUGUUCUGGGUUCUGCAAGAGAGGAUUUGUGAAACCAGUGUAAAAACUGUUUGAGGAGGGCAUAGGUCAAGAAAAUCAGGAACUCAGCAGCAAACAUGAUU